Etheostoma spectabile (orangethroat darter) is the source of this 5607-nucleotide messenger RNA. Its product is annotated as potassium voltage-gated channel subfamily H member 5-like. The record is from RefSeq and is a predicted model, not a curated record. Gene Ontology annotation, biological process: regulation of membrane potential; potassium ion transmembrane transport. Lineage: Eukaryota; Metazoa; Chordata; Actinopteri; Perciformes; Percidae. Gene Ontology annotation, molecular function: voltage-gated potassium channel activity. Gene Ontology annotation, cellular component: voltage-gated potassium channel complex; plasma membrane.
UGAUGUGGUCCACGCUCCAGUCGGGCAGAAAGCUGAGGGGGGUAUUUGACAUCAGCACGACCACGGAGCAGCUCUAAAUCUCUGUCCGGAACCCUCAUAAUGCAUGGGGGCAAGAGAGGACUGGUGGCUCCGCAGAACACUUUUCUGGAGAAUAUUGUCCGCCGCUCCAGUGAAACCAGUUUCCUGUUGGGAAAUGCUCAGAUCUUGGAGUGGCCUGUCGUUUACAGCAAUGAUGGAUUCUGCAAGCUGUCUGGAUAUCACAGAGCAGAAGUCAUGCACAGGAGUAGCACGUGCAAUUUCAUGUAUGGUGACCUGACUGAUAAGAAGACUAUAGAAAGCAUCAGACAGACAUUUGAUAACUAUGAGUCCAACUUCUAUGAGGUGCUGCUCUAUACAAAGAAUAGAACACCGAUAUGGCUCUACAUGCAGGUAGCUCCAAUCAGAAAUGAGAAUAACAAGGUGGUGCUUUUCCUCUGUACCUUCAGAGACAUUACGCUCUUUAAACAGCCGAUUGAAGAUGAAGCAACUAAAGGAUGGAUGAAGUUUGCCAGACUAACACGGGCACUGACCAACAAUCGCAACGUGGUGCAGCAGUUAGCACCGCUGAGCAAGACUGAGGUCAGCCAACGGCCCUCCAGACUGGCUGAGGCUCUCCAGCUGGGAUCGGACAUCCUCCCUCAAUACAAACAGGAAGCCCCCAAGACCCCUCCACACAUCAUCCUCCACUACUGCACCUUCAAGACCACCUGGGACUGGAUCAUCCUCAUUUUGACCUUCUACACUGCCAUCAUGGUGCCCUAUAAUGUCUCCUUCAAGACCAAGCAGAACAAUUUGGCAUGGCUGGUGGUGGACAGCAUUGUGGACGUGGUCUUCCUGAUUGACAUUGUGCUUAACUUCCACACCACAUUUGUGGGUCCCGCUGGGGAGGUCAUUUCAGACGCAAAGCUCAUCCGAAUGAAUUACCUGAAGACGUGGUUCGUCAUUGACCUGCUGUCCUGUUUGCCCUACGACAUCAUUAACGCCUUUGAACAUGUAGAUGAGGAUGUCAUCACAUCUGGUUCUCGAUCAAGCCAUCUCCGCGAGUCUUCAAUUUUCCACAGGAAUACCACACGAACAGAAGAUCAUGUACUCCCAGGUCUCAGCAGCCUGUUCAGCUCCCUGAAGGUGAUCCGCCUGCUCAGGUUGGGCCGCGUGGCCCGGAAGUUGGACCACUACCUGGAGUACGGAGCAGCCGUUCUGGUUCUGCUGGUGUGUGUCUUCGGUCUGGUGGCCCACUGGCUGGCCUGCAUUUGGUACAGCAUCGGGGACUACGAGGUCAUCGAUGAGGCCACCAACACCAUUAAGACAGACAGCUGGCUCUACCAGCUGGCUCUGAGCAUCGGAACUCCUUACCGCUACAGCAGUGGUACAGGACAGUGGGAGGGGGGGCCCAACAAGGACACGUUGUACAUUUCUUCCCUCUACUUCACUAUGACGAGUCUCACCACCAUCGGAUUUGGCAACAUCGCUCCGGCCACAGAUGGAGAGAAGAUUUUCUCCGUGGCUAUGAUGAUGGUGGGCUCGCUGUUGUAUGCAACCAUCUUUGGAAAUGUCACCACCAUCUUCCAGCAGAUGUACACCAACACGAACCGCUACCAUGAGAUGCUCAACAACGUGCGCGACUUCCUGCAGCUUUAUCAGAUUCCCAAAGGUCUGAGUGAGAGGGUCAUGGACUUCAUUGUCUCCACCUGGGCCAUGUCUAAGGGCAUUGACACAGAUAAGGUUUUAUCAAUUUGUCCUAAAGACAUGCGAGCGGAUAUCUGCGUCCACCUCAACCGGCAGGUGUUCAACGACCACCCGGCGUUUCGUCUGGCGAGUGACGGCUGUCUGCGUUCUCUGGCAGUGGAGUUUCAGACGACACACUGUGCACCUGGAGACCUCAUCUUCCAUAUCGGAGAGAGCGUCGACACCCUCUGCUUUGUCGUCUCCGGCUCACUAGAAGUCAUCCAGGAUGAUGAGGUCAUCGCAAUACUAGGUAAAGGUGAUGUGUUUGGAGACGUGUUCUGGAAAGAGACCACGCCGGCCCGGUCUUGUGCAAAUGUCCGAGCUUUGACUUACUGCGAUCUGCACGUCAUCAGGAGAGACGCUCUGAUGAGGGUGCUGGAGUUUUACACAGCGUUCGCCAACACGUUCUCCCGCAACCUCAUUCUCACAUGCAAUCUACGAAAACGGGUAAUCUUUAGAAAGAUUGCAGAUGUGAAGAAGGAGCAGGAGCGCCAGAGGAACGAGGUGACACUCUCCAUUCCUGAAGACCACCCAGUUCGCAAGCUGUUCCAGAGGUUCAGACAGCAGAGAGACACCCAAACACAGGGAGAGUCUCCUACUUACUUUGAUCAUAACUGUGUGCAGGUGGAGCCGCAGCGCCACCAUCACUCCGACUCAAACUCGUACACGCAGUGUCAGUCUGUAUCUUCUCAGCAGCAGGAGUACAGCUCCACGGUGCAGAAUAACGCACCGUGCACAGGAGGAGGGAAUACAGGCAGCGGCUGCAGCAUGGCUGCACCUCCACAAGCAUUUGUCCACAUUGAGACAUCAGAGCAAAGCUGCACACAAGAGACUGGGGAGUCUAUAGCAAGGCCUUGUGCAGAGAGCCAGCUUUGUGAGAGGGUCAACAGCCCUGUACAGGGCAGUGGUGUGGGUGCAGAGGGAGCUGUAGGUGGCGUUACCAGCAGCAGAGGUGCACGAGGAUGGGCAAAGUUUAGAAACGCCGCUUCUGCUUCACCACCGCCUCCCGUUGUCGAGCCAGAAAAAGAGCCGCCGACAGCAGAAGAGUGGCCAAAAGAAUCCCAGUCCUCAGAACAGUUGGCAGCCGCCAGUAAGAACCAGGAUUCGGAGGAAAGUGGAGAGACGGGGAGCACGGAGGGGGUAAACGGUGCCGGAGAGGCCGGUGACCAAAUAAGCGCCAUGCACAAAACUGACUCCUGUGACAGUGGUAUCACAAAGAGCGAUCUACGCAUCGACCGAGCCGGGGAUUCAAGAAGCUCCUUUGAAAGAAGCCCGAUGGAGAAGAGCCCGAUGGAGAGAAACCCGUUUGAGCACAGUCUUGUGGUGGACUCCCUCAAACAGUCGUUUGUUCAGCCGUUGCCUGAACAAACACUCCUUCAAGCCACCCUGCUCGAGGCAAAGCUGGAGCUGAAGGGAGACAUUCAGAAUCUGAGCGGUCGCCUGUCGGUCCUUGAGUCUCAGGUAAACGAGAUCCUCAGGCUCCUGUCGAUAAAAAGAAGACUCUCUCUGCCACCGACUUCUUCCCCGAGGGGCAGAGUGAGAAAUCAAGACUCAGUCGCUGCCGCCAAGCGGGUCACACCGAAACAAGACGAUGGCCCUUUUUGAAUUGACUGAUUUCAAAACCCAGCCCCUGGUUGCAUGCAGAAACCCCUACUUAUUGUUACCUAAGCACUACAAAAACCCAGGGAUUUUUCUAAUAGUCUUUGACUUAUGAGGCACUUUUUUUUUUUUAAGAUUAUUUUUGGGGGCUUUUCCGCCUUUUAUUAGAUAGGACAGCUAGGCGAGAAAGAGGAGAAAAAAAGGGUAGAGAGAAAGGGAAGACAUGCAGGGAACCGUCACUGUAGACUAUAUUUGAGAAUGCCCAACAAACAGUAACAAUUAUUGAACAAACAAUUAAAAAACACUUUUUGUGAUACUAUUGCUAGGAAAUUAGUACAUUUUAGAAGCAUUAUAAACAGUGUAGAGCGACGUAUCGGAUACUCUGAUGAAGGCUUUUGUUGAAACAUCUGAGUCUGAUAGGAGCUGAUGUCAAGUCACUUUUUUUCUUUUCUUUUUACAUAUAAAAACAAAUUUUGAGUUCAGUUUGAGUUUCAUAAUCUUCUUGCUCUUUUUUUCUGAAUGUUAAUUUACAGUUUUUGGCAGAACACUUGACCAAAGGGGUAAAAGUGAGAGGGUUCACCUGUCAUAACUUUUCAUAAUAAUUUAAACAACUUUGACAGACUGGAGCUCAUUAACCAUUCCACAUGCACCAUGUAUGUUAAAUAAAUGUCUCCCUUUAGUUAUUAAUUGUCAGGUAAUAAUAUGUGCCUUACAAUAAUAAAGCCUCUUUAAGGACUGUUUUGAUGAGACAUAAUCAAAAAUCUUUACUAUUUUUGUGCACAUGUUUUAUAAUAGAAACAAUAACCCUGUUUGAGUUUUACCCCUUUUUGAAGGAUCAUGGAUGGAUUUUCUCAUUUGAAUCACUGCACUAUGUAUUCUUUUUAUGAAAUGUUUAGAAUCUAUUUAAAUUGCGUUGAGCUUUUCUUCCCUUGUUUGUGAAAUAGGAAUUCAAUAAUGGUAUUUUAAUAAUAUAUUUUAAUUGUUAACUAUCAUUAUCUCCAUUUUCUUUUAAAAUAUUUCUUUUACUUACUAUAUUUCAACAUGAAAUGAAACUGUACAUUCCCCCCUGUAACUAUAUGUCUUGCUCAGGUGUAUUUGCUCGAACGAUGAAUUUCAGUAUUUAUUUCAGUAUGAAUUAAUAUUUAUCUUUGUCUACUUGUAAGAUGAUAUAGUUAUGCAAAUCCUGGCUUUGGAUUGAAGAAGAUUUUAAAUGACGGGUUAUUGUACACACUGCUAUGUAACUCUAAAAGAACCAGAACGGUACAUGGGAAUGCAAAUAUUUGCAUUUUCUUCAUUCGGUUUGGAUAAGAAUAAUGUACAUUAACAAACAGCAUGGUUACAAUUUUAGUUCAUGAUGUUUUCUAAUAUUCUGUGGGACUGCGAAUCAUGUCAGUAUGAACUGUGAGGAUGUAAGCAUGUAACUUUUAGUCGAUUCAGUGCAUCUAUUUCAAAUAAGAUGCAUAAAUGACAUUGCAUGCAUACAGGGAACCUGUCAACAGUGAAAUGAAUAAUGAAAACUGAUUCCUGCUCGCCAUCUGGUGUUUAGUCUCCUCUGUUAUGCAACUAAAGUAAGUCACCCACCCAGGUGUUUAUAUAAAUGUGGCUAAUUGGACCUUUUCCACGACUAAUGGUCCGUUCACGUCACCUAGGACUAUCAGGGACCGCCCCCAUGAUUACGUUGUUUUUCCGACUGCCACCAGCUGUUGGCCGUGGCCUAGAGCAUCAGGUGUGUGAAAACAUGGAGGCCCCAAUAACAAAGGACACCCCAAAGCUCUUCAAUCACGCUUUACUUUCCUCGCUACAGUUUGUACAAGAGCUUAAAACAUGGCCUACUUGAAUUGGUUUACUUGUUACUGGCAAUAGAACACAACUUUUAUAACUAAUUUAAGUUACUCAGUGGACGACUAAAACCUAAAUCGAUAACAUAUUGUGGACGUUGGUAAAAUAUAUUGCAUGCAGGAAUUUUCUCUGUUUAGGAGAAGUUUAUAACCAUUCAACACAUUGGAACGAUCGUUGGCCGUGUUCCUGUACGUCAGCUGUCAACAAGUCACCAACUGAGAAACUGUUAGACAAUCUAGCCCCAGUUUCCCGCCUCUGAUUCCCACGUGAAGUGACGAGAAUGAUGACGUUUUCACCGGGAAAAUGUUUUUCCGAUGCCCAUGUGUGUGUGUGUGUGUGGUUAGACUGAGUGAUUGACAUCUUCCUGAGUCCACUGUUAGUGUUGUUGCACCUGUUAGGGCGGGA